AUGAGCUCUACUAAAAAUAAACUUGUGUUGAUAUUGUUCACAGUGGUUUAUCUUUUACAAGGUAUUAGUGCAAUACCGCUUCUCCACAAAAAGAACCACGAUUGUCACCCAUCAGGGUCUGGUUGGACUGCUUACUCCGGCGUUAGGAUAUCACAUGAAGUUCUAUUACGUACCAAUAUUGGGAAAACAACUGAUCAAAUAUACAAAAUACAUCAGGAUUACUUUUCCAAUAAAAAUACACUUGCCAAAAUCGGCUUGGGUAAUGGAGCUGAUGCCUACGUAAACAUCGAUCAUCGAAUGAUCUUAACCAAGUGCGAUUAUGGAGAUAUAACUUUGCAGUUGUUUGUUCCUUUGGGUACUGGAACGGAACUUCCCUGGAAUCAGACAAUGUGUUAUGAAGAUACUUGUUACCGAAUAGCAAGGAGACGGAAAUUCCUGCGAAGGGUAUCGGCUUUUUAUUUCGGAGGUUCGAUUGUAGGCGGUAUUUUCCAAUCGAACAUGUCUCAAGAUUCCUGGGUUCCAUUAUUACCUCUGUUUUCUGAGUAUCCUUUUCAUAGUUGGACACAGCUACAGUUUGGAUCGCCAUUCAAGUUGUGGCAUUUAAGAAACGUCUCAGAAAUAGCUCUUUCUCAUAGGAUCCCGUACCUAUACACACCAGAUGUGCUGGACAGAAAAUAUCCCCGUAGUUUCCAUUGGACAAGAUAUGUUGACCCAUUUGAAAGUUAUAAAGGGUUCCCAGAUCCCAGGAAACUCAGAAGUCUAGCACUUGACUCAUUUUCUACAAUAACAUCAAACAAAAUGGAGCAUACUAUAUCUAACUACGUUCGAGAACCCAGCUACUAA
Molecule: messenger RNA, 843 nt
Organism: Sugiyamaella lignohabitans
Lineage: Eukaryota; Fungi; Ascomycota; Dipodascomycetes; Dipodascales; Trichomonascaceae
Exons: 1
Coding region: 1-843 (280 amino acids)
Source: RefSeq, a predicted model, not a curated record